AUGGAGCUCACUCGAAAGAAAUAUGAAGUAAUCAGUGCUGCAAUGUAUCAUAUAGUAGCUUUUUGUGUGUUAAUAUGUGCGAGCCUCAUUUUGAUUAUUAUCCAAACAGUAUUUUCAUAUUGUGUUUCUGCAGAAUCAGAUCUCGCUUGGCCUUCAGUUCUAAUCCCGUUCGCUUACAUUGCUGCGUUUUUAUUAAUUUUAACUGCUGGUGCAACCUUGACUGCUGGAUUAGCAGACUCAGAUGAAUGGGACACAGCCAGUGUUGUUAGUUGCAUCUUUCCACUAAUAGUAACAACUGCAAUCGCAUGCACAACUAUACAACAGUACGUGGAUGGAUCUCUACCUAAAUCAAGCAUGUUAAUUAUGGGUAUUAUUAACAGUAUAAUAGCUUUUUUAUGUUUUAUCCACGGUACUUUAUUAUGUGCUGAUUUUCGCUUAUGUAUAAAUGUAAAAGUUCAUGACUCGCUCCCAACAAUAGAAAUCCCCAUACCUAAAGUAACCUUAGAAGAUGGGUCUGUUUUAUUGGAUGAUGCUAAUUGUAUGAAUUCGAAUGAUGUCUGAUACAUCUUUUAAAUCGACAACCAACAAAUUACGUAGUAUACUAGUCUAACUUUUAUUCAUAUCCAUCUUAUAAAGUACUAAUCAGAUGUCAGUAUAUAAAAGUACUUAUUAGUAAAAAUUAUUUUUUCAAAGUAGUAGUAAUUGUUUGAUUUCUUUAAACUGAUAUGAUUUGGUCCGUAUACUCUACGUAUGAAAUGAUCUUGGCUUUAAUAAUUUGAUCAAAUCACUCUUGGCGAAAAAUAUACAUUACUUUUGCGAUUAUAUCUCCAUACAUCGUCCUCUUGGUGCAUUUAUAAGCUGCUAAUAGAUGGAUUGACAAAAAUAUCAUUUAUGUACUGUUUCAAACAAGUCUAGAAGAUCUGAAAUGAAAUAAGAAUUCUUCUCUUAUAUUAAGUUACAAAACAUCAUAUAUUGGAUUUUCAACUCUGCAAUAUUACUAAUAUUUCAUUAUUCCAAUAAUUAUGUUUAACUGAAAGAAUACAUGGUAAAACUAAUACUUUUUGAACGGUUGUUAUCAACAAUCAACGGUGUUUUGGUUGAACAACUGAUGGAAUGCUCAAAAUGACUAUCGUCUAAUCUACUCAAUUUUAAUAAACAGAGCAAAGGAGACUGGAAAACACUGUGAAUAUGUGAUAUUAGAUGUAAAGUUGGAAAGGAAGUCGAUACAAAUCUUUUUUGUGAUUUUUAAAUAUAUACUACAUGUAGGAUCACUUUGGUGUGAUUCCCAACCGUUCUUUAACUAACUAUAGAAACGAUCCUACAACCAAUUUCGAUUAUGGUUAAUUCUGCUUAAGCCCUUUUAUUAACUUACUUAACAGACAAUGUUAUUUGAAUAGUAACAAUUCACUAGAGUACAUGUCACACUCUAGCUAAAGUGUCGAUUGCUUAAAUAUCACUCGAUGAUUCAUCCUCCACCCCAUGUAUGUAUGCACUCAAAUCCUAUUAUUAGCCUUUGCUUCGACGUGCUGCACCCUUAUGCAAUUUCAUUAUAAACUUGCCUAUGUAAUUGCUCGCCUGUCCGCUUCAAAUUCGUUUGAUGUGCUUAUACCCUUGUGACCUGCACUAUCACCUAAUAAACUGUAGUUGCCGCUUCUCAUUGCCUUCUGAUUUAAAGCACCGUUGAGAUUUAUAUAAUAACGGUUAUCGAGGUGAUCGAUUAGCGAAGCAAAGCCACUACAUAUCUAUAAGUUGAUUGAACAAGAAGUACACGCCUUUCAGUUGUUCGAAAACAUUCUUAAGUCUAUUAACAAAAAAACAAAUGAUAAAUGAACUAAGCAUGAAAACAAAUAGAAUCUUAGUUGGCAGUUUUCUUGUGAUUUUAUAUUUAUUCAGUAAUGACUUAUUUCUAACAGUUCAUACAGUUUUUCCCAUUGAGGAAUUUGACUAAAGCAAGAACAACAAGUGUGGUAGAAUAAGAUAAAUUUAUUUAUUACACAGAUUAUCGUUAGCUACUUACAACCUGGACACAAUAGCAAUAAUCAUUUAUAACCAAUGUACAUAAUUCAUAUCAUAUUAAUGAAGAUUGGUAGGAUGAAAAUAACAGAUAUGACAGAAAUCAAUCAAUAUUUAUAUCACAAGUUGAAAUCAUGAGCCAAUUGAAGCUAGACCACCAUGGAAAACCUGGAAGCA
This is a messenger RNA of Schistosoma haematobium, 2190 nucleotides long. RefSeq lists its product as uncharacterized. The transcript is spliced from 2 exons. The coding region runs from base 1 to 561 and encodes 186 amino acids. The record is from RefSeq and is a predicted model, not a curated record. Lineage: Eukaryota; Metazoa; Platyhelminthes; Trematoda; Strigeidida; Schistosomatidae.